AUGGAGGGGGUUGGUUUGAUUCUGGUCGGGUUUCGGGGUUUGGUGUGGUGGUGUGGAAAAGAGAAAAAGGAGCAAAAGGAGAAACGGAGGAGCAGAGAUGACCGACCGAUGCUGCUCCGAGCCGGGCUGGACUGGUCUGGCUCACUCGCCGGGAACGGGACGGCGCUGACGAUUCACCGACGGUCCGACGUACACCACAACCUCGCCUCGGAAGAAGUGGAGAAAGUGAAGGAAGCGGAGAAAGUGAAGGAAGCGGAGAAAGUGAAGGAAGCGGAGAAAGUGGGGUCAAAUUCGCGGCACGACUGGACAGGAAUAAAUAAUUUCCAGAUUGGACCACUGUAUGCAUUGUUUAUGGGAAUAAGGGACCGGGCCGGUGCCGUUUCUCCCACGGGAUUCUACCCUUACGACGACGACAACGGCUAUACAGCAUGCUCUCCAGGCCAACCCGUACCCCCGCGCACCCGCACCCGCAACUUGCCUCCUCCGACGGCUGUAUGUCCGUCUGGAUUCUGGUCCGAAACUGCAUGCAAGAAACUGAUGGUCAAGGCGCAUCCCUCCGCGGACACCGGUAUGCGUGCCGCCGAAUGGCUCGACGAUACCUGGCUAGAGUAG
Messenger RNA from Tricharina praecox, 612 nucleotides. RefSeq lists its product as uncharacterized. The transcript is spliced from 11 exons. The record is from RefSeq and is a predicted model, not a curated record. Bases 1 to 612 code for a protein of 203 amino acids. Lineage: Eukaryota; Fungi; Ascomycota; Pezizomycetes; Pezizales; Pyronemataceae.